Molecule: messenger RNA, 856 nt
Organism: Olea europaea var. sylvestris
Lineage: Eukaryota; Viridiplantae; Streptophyta; Magnoliopsida; Lamiales; Oleaceae
Product: 60S ribosomal protein L12-like
Exons: 1
Coding region: 118-618 (166 amino acids)
Biological process (GO): translation
Cellular component (GO): ribosome; cytosolic large ribosomal subunit
Molecular function (GO): large ribosomal subunit rRNA binding; structural constituent of ribosome
Source: RefSeq, a predicted model, not a curated record
GUAACCAUAUAUUCCAAACCCUAAAAUGAUCAAACAAUUGCUAACAUAAAUACUCACCAACGCUGUCUGCCGCCCCGGUCUCUCCAAACCGUUUCUCUCUAACCCGGAUCCGCAAAAAUGCCGCCGAAGUUCGACCCGAGCCAGGUAGUUGACGUUUUCGUCCGGGUAACCGGCGGUGAAGUUGGUGCCGCUAGUUCCCUUGCUCCGAAGAUCGGUCCCCUCGGUCUUUCACCAAAAAAAAUCGGUGAAGAUAUAGCUAAGGAAACUGCCAAGGACUGGAAGGGCCUCCGUGUGACCGUGAAGCUUACCGUCCAGAACCGCCAAGCCAAGGUGACCGUGGUGCCCUCUGCCGCCGCCCUUGUCAUCAAGGCCCUCAAGGAGCCCGAGCGCGAUCGUAAGAAGACUAAAAACAUUAAGCACAAUGGCAAUAUCUCGCUAGAUGACGUCAUUGAGAUAGCCAAGGUAAUGGCUCCACGAUCAAUGGCCAAGGACUUAUCCGGCACCGUCAAGGAGAUCCUUGGUACGUGUGUCUCUGUUGGGUGUACAGUGGACGGGAAAGACCCCAAGGAUCUGCAGCAGGAGAUUACCGAUGGUGAUGUUGAGAUUCCACUGGAUUGAAAAAGAGUUUGAAACUGAAUCUCCUAGGAUUCUUUUUUAUUUUUGUUUUGUUAUUGAAAAUGCAUGAUUUUGAUAUGAAUCAUUAUUUCAACUUCUACUGCGAGGAAAAUGAGACUUGAUUUUAUUUUGGAUAAUUAUGGGUUUUGAUUGUUAAGUUUUGUGGAUUUUUUUUCCUUUUUGUUAUCAGUUAGUUUGAUUGUUCUCAAAUGGAUGGAUUCGCACGUCUUGAAAAUGCCUA